Molecule: messenger RNA, 2903 nt
Organism: Phoenix dactylifera (date palm)
Lineage: Eukaryota; Viridiplantae; Streptophyta; Magnoliopsida; Arecales; Arecaceae
Source: RefSeq, a predicted model, not a curated record
UCCAGAUCAGGGAUUAUAGAAUAUAGGAAGCCAUUGGAGUUGGGGGAGGAGAAGCGGAACAGGAACAAACGGGAGACGACAGCGUGUACGGCGUUCCCCACGCUAUAUUCCUCGAAGACCCCCGGUUUGACUGCGUCCUCGGGCGAACCACAGCCGGCCACGUCUCCUCCCCCGCGUCGCCAGAGAGUCGGCGACCGUCCCGAGGCGGAGGUCGCCGUCUCCAAUGCCCCGGGGCGAGACCAUUCGGGCCUUCCGCUCUGCUAUUUGGAUCAUUCUGUAGUCGUUUCCAAAGAGUCCAAGUGACCAUUUUUUUGUUGAUCUACUGUUCAAUUCGGAGUGGCUGGAGGCUGAAGCAAGUGAUCUAAGACGUUUUGGAUUGGUGGGGCUUUGGUUUGGCCCCAUCGGAGUGGAUUUGGAGGUCGUUUCUGGGAUAAAGGAAGACAGGACGGUUUGAAGAUGCUUUCGGGAUGAUAACCACCUUUCAUCCGUGUUUGAGUCUGCCGCUAUCUGUCAUUGUAGUUUAGAAUUGAUUCCAUGGUGAGGUUAUCUGAAUAGGUCAUUUUCGGAUUCGCAGGAAGAGAAAUAGCUACCUUGAGUUACCAGUCUAGGAGAAUCGAUUGAGGGGGAGACUGUAGAUUCUGAAUCAGUAUCAGCAAGAGGAAGGAGACACAGGUGUUGCACAAAUGAACCUUGGAAAUGGCAAAGGAAAAAAGGCGUUGCAGUCUUUUUUCCCGAAAAUCUGUGGGAUGUGGGAGAUGAAAGCAUCAAAGAGAAGGGAGCUCUCAUUCAACGCCUCUGCAGUUGAUUGUGGAGAGUGCCCAUCUUUCCCAACAAGUGCGUCUCCUGCUCUCAGGAAAAGCUUUUCUGAAACAGACUCUAAUUCAAGGCUUGGGGGCUUAAGUUUCAACGAAUUCUCGUCCUCCUUACAAGACACUGUAAAUACCCAGGCCUUCAGGGUAUCUGUUGCCACAUGGAAUGUUGGAGGAAAACCACCUCAUAGUGGGCUAAACCUUAAUGAUUUUAUUCCUGCUGAUGAUCAUUCAGAUAUGUAUGUGCUAGGUUUUCAGGAAAUAGUCCCUCUGAAUGCUGGAAAUGUGCUUGUUAUAGAAGAUAACCAGCCAGCAGAGAAAUGGUUAGCUCUAAUCAACCAAGCAUUGAACAGACCGGCAGAGGCUGAUGCUGAUGGUUACCCGCAUACCCCAUCUCCAUUCACUAACUCCUCUUCUCAAGCUUCUAGUUUAAAUUCUUCUGUUUCUAGAGAUCUCAAGAAUACCAGUGGUUCAUCAGUAUCUUUCAGCAAAACUAGCACGACAGAGCAGGGAAGACGGCUAAAGACCUGCAACUGCCCACCGGAGGCGGUGGUAGGGAAGUACUGCCGAGACUCCUGUUUCAGAUGCCCCACAGCUUAUAUUAGUGAUGAUGAUGACUCCUCGGAUGAGGAAGAGGAGGUAUCACGCAGUUUUGCAGCCACAGAUUUAGCUGCUGCAGUCUCCACUGCAGACAAGCAACUGCAGUAUAUCCUCAUAGCUAGCAAGCAGAUGGUAGGGAUCUUCGUCACUGUUUGGGUGAGAAGAGAACUAGUCGAACAUAUAGGACAUAUGAGACUCUCUUGUGUUGGGCGUGGAAUCAUGGGCUAUCUUGGUAACAAGGGAUGUAUAUCAGUGAGCAUGUCUUUGCAUCAGACAAGCUUCUGUUUUGUUUGCAGUCACUUGGCUUCUGGGGAGAAAGAAGGGGAUGAGCUCAGGAGAAACUCCGAUGUUAUGGAGAUAUUAAAGAACACACAUUUCCGAAAGAUAUGCAGAAGUAGUAGUCGAAGAAUUCCUCAGAGAAUUCUUGAACAUGACCGGGUCAUAUGGUUAGGGGAUUUGAAUUACAGAAUUGCCUUGAGCUACUCUGAGACCAGGAAGCUUCUUGAAGACAACAAUUGGGAUGCUCUUCUUGAGAAGGAUCAGCUGAAAAUUGAAAGAGAAGCAGGACGAGUGUUCAAGGGGUGGAAUGAAGGGAAAAUCUAUUUUGCUCCAACAUACAAAUACUCCAAUAAUUCAGAUGCUUAUGCUGGGGAGACUGUAACAUCAAAGAAGAAAAGAAGAACACCAGCAUGGUAUGCAAGACACUGUGUUCUGAUGCUUGUCUUUUUGAGAAGCAAAUGGAGUCGCUCCAUUGGUGUGAUCGCAUACUAUGGCAUGGUGAUGGGCUGGUGCAGUUGUCUUACAUCCGCGGUGAGUCGAGAUUUUCUGAUCAUCGCCCAGUGUGUGCGGUUUUCAGAGUGGAGGUAGGCAUGCCUGAUAGCAGUUUGAAGAAGGGUUUGUCUGUCCCCAACAUGAAAGUUGGUGUGGAAGAGCUCUUACCUCCAAGUAACAGCUUCUUUUCCUAAUGAAGUGCUGACCUUUGAGAAGAAAGAACGACUGCUAUAGGAAAUGUACGUGUGAAUCUGAAGAAACUAUCACCGUCAAUCUGUACAGAACUUUUUACUAACAAUGUACUUGAUUGUUUCCUUUUGCAUUGACUUCAGCUAGAAGGAACGGAAAUCUAUGAUCAUACUGGGGAAGGCUUUCUUCUUCUUCUUCUUCAUCUUCUUCUUUUUUUUUCCUACCGAGAGGAAAUGUGAAUUCCACCUCUAAGCAUAUACUGAAUUUUCUUUGGGGGGAGGAGUGCAUGUCUAAUUGAGGCAUUCAGAACGUACAUAACUGUGCAUUGAUGUUCUAUCAAGUAAGAAAGACAACAUCCUUACUUCGGUGACGAUGAAGCAUUGAGGGAAGUGCAUUAUUGAGUUGUUUUCUCUCUGAAUAACUGUGAUAUCCUUCUGAUUUGAUAGGAUUCCUGCUUAGAAACUCAUCUCUGAUUGACAGGAAAUUAAAUAAAGCUGUUUUAGCUAUUAUCUAAGCUAAAACCUUUGAUAUAUA